UGCUAUCCCCAAGGACAUCUGGGAGGAGGCCCGACAAGUCCUUGCGCAAGGAGUCAGUGCCGGGUCUGUUGACCCUGCUGAGGCAGGGGUGCCAUCCCAGUGUGUGGGGCAGGGAGGGCACCAGCAGCCACCAUCCAGGCCAUCUGACGUCAGUGUCCCCAUGUGAUCUGCCAGCUGAGGUCACACAUGAGGUGGCGCACCACCCUCUGCUUCCAAGAUCAGGUCCUGCGGCUCUCGCCCCGUGGCCACCAGCUCCCACUCAAACUGAACAGACUUCAGACCUACAGCUGGGAGCCCCUCUCCUGGGACCCUCCGAGUGCACGGCUGCGGGGGACACGCUGUAGGGGGUGGAAGUGGCAUGUGGGGAGAGCAGGGCCAGGCACAGCUGAGGCACAGCUGUCCCCGUGGCUCACCAUGAGCAUGGGUGCUCCUCAUUGCGGCUGCCAUCCUGUCGUGUGCGCCUUCUGCGAGCUCGCAGGCAGCCUCAUGGGAGCCUCUCUAGGCAGGUGUUAUCGUGACCACGUUUCACAGAUGAGGAAACUGAGGUUCAGGGCCACCGGCUGAUAACCCGGCGAAGUCUCCACCAGGCUGGCCCUCGAGGAGCACUGCCGCUCGGCCCCAUUCCCUCUAGCCUGACCAUGCCUCUGCCUGGCCACCUUCUGCCCGCCCUGGUCCUGCUCCUGGCAGGGUUCCCAGGCUGGGCCUGGGUCCCCAACCACUGCAAGACCCCCAGCGAGGCAGUGUGCAACUUCGUGUGUGACUGCAGGGACUGCUCCGAUGAGGCCCAGUGCGGUUACCAGGGGGCUUCACCCACCCUGGGCGCCCCCUUUGUCUGCGACUUUGAGCAGGACUCCUGUGGCUGGCGGGACAUCAGCACCUCCGGCUACAGCUGGCUCCGAGACCGGGCAGGAGCUGUGCUGGAGGGUCCAGGGCCACACUCAGACCACACUCUCGGCACCGACCUGGGCUGGUACAUGGCUGUUGGCACGCACCGUGGGAAGGAGGUGUCCACUGCAGCCCUGCGCUCUCCCAUCCUGCAUGAGGCAGGCCCUGCCUGUGAGCUGAGGCUCUGGUACCACACGGCCUCUGGAGAUGUGGCUGAGCUGCGCCUGGAGCUGACCCACAGUAUGGAGACACUGACCCUGUGGCAGAGCUCAGGGCCCUGGGGCCCAGGCUGGCAGGAGCUGGUGGUGGCCACCGGCCGCAUCCGGGGCAACUUCCGAGUGACCUUCUCUGCUACCCGAAAUGCUACCCACAGGGGCACUGUGGCCUUGGACGACGUGGCCUUCUGGGGCUGUGGACUGCCCACCCCCCAGGCGCGCUGCCUCCCGGGCCAUCAUCAUUGCCAGAACAAGGCCUGCGUGGAGCCCCAUCAGCUGUGCGACGGGGACGACAACUGUGGGGAUGGUUCAGAUGAGGACACUCCUCUCUGCAGCCACCACAUGGCCACUAACUUUGAGACAGGCCUGGGCCUGUGGGACAAUUUGGAGGGCUGGGCCCGGAACCACAGCAGCAGUAGCCCCGAGCGCCCCGCCUGGCCACGCCGUGACCACAGCUGGAACAGCGCACAGGGCUCCUUCCUGGUCUCCGUGGCCGAGCCCAGCGCCCCUGCCAUCCUGUCCAGUCCUGAGUUCCAAGCCUCAGGCCCCCACAACUGCUCGCUUGUCUUCUAUCACUACCUGCACGGCUCUGAGGCUGGCAGCCUCCAGCUGCUCCUGCAGACUGGGGGCCCCGGAGCCCCCCAGGCCCCCGUCCUGCUGCGCAGGCGUCAUGGGGAGCUGGGGGCCAUGUGGGUCCGAGACCGAGUUGACAUCCAGAGCAAGCACCCCUUCCGGAUCGUCCUGGCGGGGCAGACAGGGCCGGGGGGCAUUGUGGGCCUGGAUGACCUCAUCCUGUCAGACCACUGCAAACCAGUCCUGGUGGUGUCUGGCCCACCUCCGGGGCUCUGGGCCCCAGUGCCCUGGCCCCAGCCAUCCAGCCUGCAGCCCUGGGAUUUCUGUGAGCCAGGACAUCUCUCCUGUGGGGACCUGUGUGUCCCCCCAGAGCAGCUGUGUGACUUCCAGCAGCAGUGCAUGGGGGGCGAGGACGAGCAGGAGUGUGGCACCACGGACUUCGAGACCCCCAUGGCUGGGGGUUGGGAGGAUGCCAGCGUGGGGCGGCUGCAGUGGGGGCGUCACCUGGCCCAGGAAAGCAGGGUCCCUAGCACCCAUGCCAGCGGGGCUGCUGCUGGGCACUUCCUUUCCGUGCAAAGGGCCUGGGGGCAGCUGACGGCAGAGGCCCGGGUUCUCACACCAGCCCUGGGCCCCUCAGGCCCCCGCUGUGAACUCCACAUGGCUUACUAUUUUCAGAGUCACCCCCAAGGCUUCCUGGCGCUGGUCGUGGUGGAGGAUGGCAACCGCGAGCUGGUGUGGCAAGUCCCAAGCAGCAGCAGCGGAGGCUGGAAGGUGGACACGGUGCUUCUUGGGGCACGCCACCGGCCCUUCUGGCUGGAGUUUGUUGGCCUGGUGGACUUGGAUGGCCCUGGGCACCAGAGCGCGGGGGUGGACAACCUGAUCAUGAAGGACUGCAGCCCCACGGCGACCAGCGAGAAAGACACAGAGAUCUCAUGUAACUUUGAGCGGGACACAUGCGGCUGGCACAUCAGCCACCUCACAGACAGUCACUGGCACCGCAUGGAGAGCCAUGGCCCUGGGUACGACCACACCACAGGCCGAGGCUACUUCAUGCUCCUCGACCCCACAGACCCCCCAGCCCGGGGCCCUGGUGCCCAGCUGCUCACCCAGCCCCAGGUGCCGGCAGGCUCUCGGGAGUGUCUCUCCUUCUGGUACCACCUUCACGGACCCCAGAUCGGGACGCUGCGCCUGGUGAUGAGACGGGAUGGGGAGGUGGACACACACCUGUGGUCACGCUCUGGCACCCAUGGCAACCGCUGGCACGAGGCCUGGGCCACCCUCCACCACCAGCUGGACUCUGGCACCAAGUACCAAUUGCUGUUCGAGGGCCUCCGGAACGGGUACCACGGCACCAUGGCGCUGGAUGACGUGGCUGUGCGGCCUGGGCCCUGCUGGGCUCCCAAACGCUGCUCCUUCGAGGACUCAGCCUGUGGCUUCUCCACCAGGGGCCAGGGCCUCUGGAUGCGCCAGACCAAUGCCACAGGCCACACUGCCUGGGGCCCUCGUGCUGACCACACCACGGAGACGGCUCAGGGGCACUACAUGGUGGUGGACAUGAGCCCACAGGCCCUGCCCCGCGGCCACAUAGCCUCCCUGACCUCAGAGGAGCACAGGCCACUGGCCCAGCCUGCCUGCCUGACCUUCUGGUACCACCUGAGCCUCCAAAACCCAGGCACCCUGCAGGUCCACGUGGAGGAGGCCAGGAGACGCCAGGUGCUCAGCAUCAGUGCCCAUGGAGGGUUUGCCUGGCGCCUGGGCAGCGUGGAUGUACAGGCUGAGCAGGCCUGGAGGGUGGUGUUUGAGGCUGUGGCCGCCGGCGUGGAGCACUCCUACAUCGCUCUGGACGACCUGCUCCUCCAGGACGGGCCCUGCCCUCGGCCAGCUUCCUGUGACUUUGAGGCUGGCCUGUGUGGCUGGAGCCACCUGCCCUGGCCCAGCCUGGGCGGAUACAGCUGGGAUUGGAGCAGUGGAGACACACCCUCCCGCUACCCCCAGCCCAGUGUGGACCACACCCUGGGCACAGAGGCAGGCCACUUUGCUCUCUUUGAAACUGGCGUGCUGGGGCCUGGGGGCCGGGCGGCCUGGCUGCGCAGCCAGCCUCUGCCUCCCACCGCGGUCUCCUGCCUCCGCUUCUGGUACCACAUGGGCUUUCCCGAGCACUUCUACAAGGGUGAGCUGAGGGUGCUCCUGAGCAGUGCCCAGGGCCAGCUGGUCCUGUGGGGUGCGGGCGGGCACCUGCGGCACCAAUGGCUGGAAAGCCGCCUGGAAGUGGCCAGCACUGAGGAGUUCCAGAUCGUGUUUGAAGCCACGCUGGGUGGCCAGCCAGCCCUGGGGCCCAUUGCCCUGGAUGACAUUGAGUAUCUGGCCGGGCAGCGCUGCCAGCUGCCUGCACCCAGCCAGGGGGAUGCGGCAGUGGCCACAUCUCAGGCCACAGUGCCAGCUGUGGUUGGCGGUGCCCUCCUCCUCCUCGUGCUCCUGGUACUGCUGGCACUCGUGGGAAGGCACUGGCUGUGGAAGAAGGGGGACUGUGCCUUUGGGGCCAAGAGGGCAGCUGCAGCCCCAGGAUUUGACAACAUUCUCUUCAAUGCGGAUGGUGUCAUCCUGCCGGUGUCGGUCACCAACGACCAGUAGACGACUCAGAAAGGCCUCAGUUAGUCACAGGAGCCCCCACCGCACCCAGGACGCACCAAGACCCCACGUGCCCCCACCCUGCAGAGACAGCACCUCAGACACGGUCCUCACGCUGACAAUAAACGCCCAUCAGGGCAGCCCUGCUUGCUGGCUGAGGUCUGUGUAUGCACUGCCUGUCAGCGCAAAGUUGGGCUCCUUGGGAUCCCGCAUCCAACCCAACCUGCCUGAGUGGACAUGCUUGGGGGCACCUCCCACAUCUCAGUGACUCAAGUGACAGAAAACAGGCGGGCCAAACCAGAAAGGGACAGGGGCUAGAGACGCCAGGAUGUACACACAGUAGGACCCCAAGAAGCCACUGCUCCAGGCAAGGCAGGCACCCCAACACUUAGACCAGCCCCAGGUUCCCAACCUGUUGGGAAUCUGACCCAAGCUGUGUCCAGCCCCAGGUGCAGUGGGUAAUUCUGCAUCUGAUUUAGGACAGAGAAAUCCCCACAGACGCAGGGGACAGACUGAGCAGCAGACACUUAACUGGGUCCAAGGUGGCAUGGAGCUGCUCUGGU
Molecule: messenger RNA, 4864 nt
Organism: Equus quagga
Lineage: Eukaryota; Metazoa; Chordata; Mammalia; Perissodactyla; Equidae
Gene: MAMDC4
Product: MAM domain containing 4
Exons: 30
Coding region: 639-4304 (1221 amino acids)
Cellular component (GO): membrane
Molecular function (GO): protein binding
Source: RefSeq, a predicted model, not a curated record